Plutella xylostella (diamondback moth) is the source of this 3024-nucleotide messenger RNA. RefSeq names its product mitotic spindle positioning protein meduse (gene mdu). The record is from RefSeq and is a predicted model, not a curated record. Lineage: Eukaryota; Metazoa; Arthropoda; Insecta; Lepidoptera; Plutellidae.
CUGUGUGUUUGUGAUUACGAUCUGCGGUCGUAGGGCAGGUCAACGUCUGGGCCGGCGGUUUAGCGGCGGGUCGCCGGAGCAAUUAGCGCGGCCACGGGUGAGAGCACUCUGCCCGGUGUGCCCUGGCCGUGGCCAGCCGGGAGGGUCUGCCAGGUGCCAGGUGGCGCUGGUAGAAAGCUCAGCCCGGGACAUGUCGCACGCCGCCGCUACAUCGUCACUUCUGAAAGAAGAUCCGCUGAGCCGGAUCCAGCGCGAGAUCAUCGAGGUGACGGAGCGCGAGCGCGAGUUCAAGGAGGGGCACUUCCGCGUGAACCGGCUGCUGUCGGAGUCCACGCUGGCCGUGCACGAGCCGCGCGAGCAGCGGGCGCCCGCGCUGCACCGCGCCGUCAGCACGUCCACGCUGCUGGGGCCCGUGGCGCCCUCGCCGCCGGCCUCGCCCGCGCUGCUCGCCUCCAACGGCUACACGCGCCGCUUCACCCCGCAGAACGGCACCAAGGGACUCAUGCAGCGCUUCAUCGCCAACAAGGGCAAGAUCAACAUCACGUCCCCGGUAGGCGCCACCCCCCCGGGCGCCUUCACCCCGCCGCUCGCCUUCACCCCCUCGCCCGUGGCCGCCACGCCGCCCUACACGCCGCCCGCGGUGGCGCGCGCGCCCGACGGCAAGCUCCUGCGCAAGGGCUUCGUGCCCGUCGAGGAGAAGAUACAGAAGGAGCUGCGCGAGAUGAAGGACCGCGAGCACGAGCUCAAGCGCAUGAGGAAGAAGAAGACGAGGCCCUUCGACCUGGAGCUGAGCUCGGGCGAGAGCAGCGACGAGUCGGAGGACGAGGACGCGAGCCCGGGCCGGCUCAAGCCCGCGCGCUCCAUCGGCGAGCUGUACGAGGCGCUCAACGAGGAGCUGCGCACGCCGUCGCCGCGCCACAGCUCCGGCCAGGAGUCGCUGGGCAGCCUCAAGCCCGCCAAGUCGCUGGCCGAGCUGUGCGAGCUGCGCCCCGGGCAGGAGUUCCUGGCGCCCAGCUCCACGCGCCUCAUCGCGCAGUGGGAGUCCAUCAUACAGCAGAAGCAGGAGGCCGGCGCCGCCUAGCCGCGCCCGCCACAGGACUAAGUGCGUGUCGGUGAGGACAAAGUGUCGAUGUGUAGUUGGUAUGAGUCAAGUGUCGCGACGAGGAGGCGAGGACGACCUGGUUGGCCGCGAGUGCCGCCCCGCGCCUGUGUAGCGUCAGGGACAUAUCGCCGUCGGUAUGCGCGAGUAGCUCUAAGCGAUAGUCGCAGUGCGUUAACAGUUUUCACUCUUCGUAGUCAAUUUUGAUCGAUUUCUAUCGACGAUCGAUUGUGGUAAUUAAUUUUCUCCAGACUGCGAACAAUGCAAAUGAUGGUUAUCCGUAACAGUAAUUAACUCGCGCAGUGGAAAGCGGCCGAUAGCAUGAGACGCAGUGCCGCCCGACGUAUGGGUAAAUGUUUUCUUCCUAUUGUUAGGCGGUAUUCGAAAAACCCAACAGGUUGUUUUUGCCGAUCGCUUUCCCGAGGCAGUACAGUCUUUCAUCUGUCAUAACCGCAAUGUAUUGUUCGUAGAUGCACUUUUUUCUGCAACUAGAAAAUGUCCGAAGCAAAAACAUAAUGAUAAUCUAGUUUAAUUUGAAUGUGGGAUGGAGCCGCCCCGACCGGCUGCGCUCUGGCAAUGGGGUGCCAUAUUUCAAAACUCUUAUCUUGUUAAUAUUUUUAUGCAUUUAUUUACAUUUGCCACCUCGUGUUAACAUUGAUGCAUUAUUCAUGAAUUAUUGUGCAAACAUUUGAGCAUACUUUCACAUAAAUAGUAACUUUACUGUGAUGAGUUUUUUAAGUUAAUUUAAAUGAUAAUGUGUGAGUUGCGAAGUAUUGAUGAGUGAUGCAGGCGCGGCGGAGCUGGUAUCCGCGCUCGUGAUGCGCAGAGCGCACGGCGCAGCGCGCACAGUGCGCACAGUGCGCGGCAAACAGAAGCAAUACUUUAUUGUUAUUUGUAGCUGAUGUAGUGCAGGUAGGUACAGCGCAGCCCCGUGCAGCGCGAGUGAGGAGUCUCCUGACCUCAUCACCACAGAAUACUACUGUUCUAAAGAACUUGUUCUAGGUAUCAAACUAAAGACGUAGCUAUUGAACAUGAAGAUCGAUAGGUUACAUCUCGUGCUUGUUCUUAUGUUUGACCCCUGAACAGAAGGGAAAAGAUUUACGAAUGAACCUAUUGAGAUAUUUCGAUAGCAACAUAAUCUUGUCUAAACGUGAACAAAGUGCUGUUAAAUUUGUGAAGAUGCCUUACAGAACUUGUUUUACUUUAGUUUUCAAUUAAGUAUCUACCUAGUUACAGUUAGUUAUGGUCAGAAACACACAUCGUAUGCGUUGCACGGAAUAGUAUUGAAAAGCCAUAAGUAUAAUAAAAAUUCACAGUAGAAGUGUCAAAAUGAGUGCCUUGAUCGACGAAUAAGUAUGUUGUACGCACGAGGCGAACCGUCUCUAGUUCACACCAUGCCACAUGUAGGAAGAACAUUCAAGGAAUAGGUAUUCUUGUAGCAUAAUAGUUAAUUAAUUAGUCAAUUAGAGUGGAUCGCUUCACAACAUUGUAGAAGUACCUACCUAUCGAAAAGAGAUUUAAUUAAAUAAUAUAAGUAACGAUGGCAAUGCAAUGCUUCAAGGUAGAUGUUUUGGAUAUGUAUGUACCUAUACUGAGGGCUUGCUACUUAAAUGAUUCCUAUUUACGCAACUUAAGUACAUAAUAUUUAUAUUUAUAAAAUUACUGCCGAUUUAGAUAUCCCAACAUUUUAUAGGAAAUUCAAUAUGUGAUACCAAUGCCUUAUUAUUAUCUACUACUUAUCUAUAUUUGAAAAUUUGUAUUUUCUACCUGUUACAGUAAUUAAAUGAAUUGAUGGAAACAAAGUAUUUAUAUUUAUGUAGUAAUACGCGUUUAUUGAACUGUGCAUAUAGGUAAUAGAAUCAAUGAGAAAAAUAAUUUAUGUUUAGAUGAUUAAGGUUUUAAAGUAAAAUUUUGAUUAUUUUUUA